AAAAAAACUGUAAAGCUACCAUUCCAACUUUCAAGCCCAUGUCACCAGCAUUGAAAUUGAAACCUUCCCCCAUAACCAAACCACUCCAAAAUUCUUCACAUUCACUCCACUGCAAACCUUAGGUGCGUGUACUCUCUCAGACCCACACUCUUGCUCUCUCUCUCUCUCUCUUUGCUCUAUAAAUUUCUGUCAAACACUCGACCAAAUUAAGUAGCAGAAAACUGCUUUGAAACGAUCGUGAUCGCGUUCAUUGAAUCGCAACCUGUACUGUGCUAAGGAAAAUGAGAAGAAUCGAUUGAGUUUUGAUUUAUCUACGUGGUUGAGUGCAAUGGGGUUCGUGUUUAAUUUGAGUGUUUGGAGGCCAUGUGUAGCUAUUUGGUUAUGGAUUGCUUUGGUACUCCUGCUACAGAAUGGUAGAGGAGUAGUCUCAGAUUCCAAUUAUUUGAUUGGACUUGGAAGUUAUGACAUCACAGGACCAGCCGCUGAUGUUAAUAUGAUGGGCUAUGCUAAUACAGAACAGAUCGCAUCUGGGGUUCACUUCAGGCUUCGAGCUCGCACAUUUAUUGUUGCAGAGCCACAAGGGAAUCGGGUAGUAUUUGUAAAUCUAGAUGCUUGCAUGGCUUCACAGCUUGUGACAGUAAAAGUGAUUGAGAGGUUAAAGGCAAGGUAUGGGGACCUAUAUACUGAAAAGAAUGUAGCUAUUAGCGGAAUUCACACCCAUGCAGGGCCUGGGGGUUAUCUCCAAUAUGUUACUUACAUCAUAACAUCUCUCGGUUUUGUGCGUCAAUCAUUUGACGUCCUUGUUGAUGGAAUUGAGAAAAGCAUUGUAGCAGCUCAUGAAAAUCUCCAGCCAGGAUCAGUUUUUGUUAGUAAGGGAGAGCUCCUAGAUGCUGGUGUAAGUCGCAGCCCUAGUGCUUAUCUCAAUAAUCCAGCAGCAGAGCGCAGUAAAUACAAGUAUGACGUUGAUAAGGAAAUGACACUUUUGAAGUUUGUAAGUGAUAAGUGGGGUCCAAUCGGUAGCUUCAAUUGGUUUGCCACUCAUGGAACUUCUAUGAGUCGUACAAACUCCUUGAUAAGUGGGGAUAAUAAAGGUGCUGCUGCAAGAUUUAUGGAGGACUGGUUUGAGCAGAAAGGUAUUGGAAGCUCAUAUUUUGAAGGAUUUGGAGCUGAUGGAAUUCCACAAAGAGCCUCAAACAUAAUUACCGACCUUCCUAAUAACCACCAUGAGUUACUGGAGCUUGCUGCAUCCUUCCAGUCUCCUCCUGGUAGGCCUGCAGCCAGCAUUCAAACUGUUGCAAGACGUGUCAGGGGUUCUCCCAGGCAGGAUAACAAGCCUAGAUUUGUAUCUGCCUUUUGUCAAUCAAACUGUGGUGAUGUUAGCCCAAAUGUUCUUGGAGCAUUCUGCAUAGACACUGGGUUACCUUGUGACUUUAAUCACAGUACAUGUGGUGGGAAGAAUGAGCUAUGCUAUGGACGAGGACCAGGCUACCCUGAUGAAUUUGAAAGUACACGUAUUAUUGGAAAGAGGCAAUUCAGAAAAGCUGUAGAGCUUUUUGACAAAGCAUCUGAACAGUUAACAGGGAAGGUUGACUAUCGCCACACUUAUAUAGACUUCUCACAACUUAAUGUGACACUUCCUAAAAAGGGAGGAGGGUUUGAGGUGGUAAAAACAUGUCCUGCUGCAAUGGGAUUUGCAUUUGCUGCUGGAACAACAGAUGGUCCUGGAGCUUUUGAUUUUAAGCAAGGAGAUGACAAGGGAAAUCCUUUCUGGAAGUUGGUGCGAAACUUACUUAAAACACCAGACCAGGAACAAAUUGAUUGUCAACAGCCGAAGCCCAUCUUGCUUGAUACUGGUGAAAUGAAGGAACCAUAUGAUUGGGCUCCUUCAAUACUUCCAAUCCAGGUCCUUCAAAUAGGACAGCUAGUCAUUCUCAGUGUACCCGGAGAAUUCACAACAAUGGCUGGGAGGCGUCUCCGAGAUGCUGUGAAGUCAGUGCUCACAAGUGGUGGUCAUGGAGACUUUAAUAGCAAUGUUCAUGUUGUUAUAGCAGGGUUGACUAAUACCUAUUCACAGUAUGUAACUACAUUCGAAGAGUAUGAAGUGCAGAGAUAUGAGGGAGCCUCCACAUUAUAUGGUCCACAUACGCUCAGUGCCUAUAUUCAAGAGUUCAAGAAACUUGCAAGUGCUAUCAACAGCAACCAACCUGUUCAACCAGGGCCACAACCCCCAGAUCUCUUGGAGAAGCAAAUAAGCUUACUUACCCCAGUUGUGAUAGAUGCGACACCUCGUGGUGUAAAUUUUGGGGAUUGUGACUCUGACAUUCCUCAAAACUCCACCUUUAAGAGAGGUGACUUGGUGACAGUUACCUUCUGGUCAGCUUGUCCCCGAAAUGAUCUCAUGACUGAAGCUACGUUUGCGCUUGUGGAGAUCCUCCAAGGAAAGGAUAUUUGGAUUCCUGCUUAUGAUGAUGAUGAUUUAUGCCUGCGUUUUAAGUGGUCAAGACCAUCCAAAUUCAGCAGUCGAAGUCAGGCAACAAUAGAAUGGAGAAUCCCGGAAUCUGCAUCUCCUGGUGUGUACAGGAUAAAACACUUUGGUGCUUCAAAGGGCCUUAUCGGAUCAGUUCGCCAUUUCACAGGUUCAUCUAGUGCUUUCGUGGUAACAUGAGAAUCUCUAUAUUGUUUGUUUAUGUACGCCAUUAUGUAAAGUAUUUCUGUGUGCUAUGUAUGACAAGCGGUUAGCACGAGUACGUUCAUCUUGUUUGUAUAUGUACGGCAGUAGGUAAAGCUAUUACGUUGUGCUGUAUUGUAUUCCUCGUUUUAGGCAUUGAACUCAUUACAUAUCCAAAAGAAGAAUAAUUUUAAUGCCAAUAUAAUUAUCCCCAGCAGAUUGUGUAUGAUGCAUGAUCAAUUGUACACAAGCUAAAUAAAUGAAUGAAUACAUUAAAUUAUGCUGCA
Molecule: messenger RNA, 2955 nt
Organism: Quercus lobata
Lineage: Eukaryota; Viridiplantae; Streptophyta; Magnoliopsida; Fagales; Fagaceae
Product: Neutral/alkaline non-lysosomal ceramidase
Exons: 10
Coding region: 329-2665 (778 amino acids)
Biological process (GO): sphingosine biosynthetic process; long-chain fatty acid biosynthetic process; ceramide catabolic process
Cellular component (GO): extracellular region
Molecular function (GO): N-acylsphingosine amidohydrolase activity
Source: RefSeq, a predicted model, not a curated record